Fusarium fujikuroi IMI 58289 is the source of this 1086-nucleotide messenger RNA. RefSeq names its product ADH4-Alcohol dehydrogenase IV. Bases 1 to 1086 code for a protein of 361 amino acids. Gene Ontology annotation, molecular function: alcohol dehydrogenase (NAD+) activity; metal ion binding; maleylacetate reductase activity. The record is from RefSeq and is a predicted model, not a curated record. NCBI's taxonomy places the organism in Eukaryota, Fungi, Ascomycota, Sordariomycetes, Hypocreales, Nectriaceae. Gene Ontology annotation, cellular component: mitochondrion. The transcript has a single exon.
AUGAAGGACUUUGAGUACGACGUCCAGACGAACCGAGUCAUCUUCGGCUCUGGCAGUAUCACAAAACUCCCUGCCGAAAUAAAGCGCCUCGAGGUCUCUCGACCACUCCUCCUUUGCACGCCUGGGAAGCGUCAUCUCGCCGAUCCAUUGUCCGACAUCAUCAAAGAUGCUUCUCUAGAUGUCGCUGGUAUUUUUGCCAACGCCACAGCGCACACUCCGACAUCUGUAACCGAACAAGGAACUGCCUUUCUUGGCUCUGUGUCAGCAGACUGCGUUGUUUCUAUAGGUGGCGGAUCAGUAGUUGGACUCGGGAAGGCCAUCUCCAUCCGUUCAGGCGUACCUCACAUCAGCAUUCCAACGACCUAUUCAGGCUCGGAAAUGACUCCCAUCCUCGGAGAAACGCAAGACGGCAUCAAAACUACUCGGUCCAACCCCAAGAUCCUGCCUGUUGUUGUUAUCUACGAUGUGGACCUCACUUUGACCCUACCGCCUGUCAUUUGCAGUACAUCCGGAGUCAACGCAAUCGCCCAUGCAGUCGAGGCACUCUACGCACAAAAUGCCAACCCCAUCACUUCGAUACUCGCCCUUGAGGGAAUCAAGUCAUUAGCGGAGGCGUUGCCUCAAAUUGUGGAAAGCCCCGACUCUAAGGCUCCUCGAGAUCAGGCUCUAUAUGGCGCAUGGCUUUGCGGCACAGUCCUAGGCAACUCAUCAAUGGGACUUCAUCACAAAAUCUGCCAUGUGCUCGGUGGAUCGUUCGGACUACCUCAUGCUGAAACGCACACUGUCAUGCUUCCCCAUUCCCUGUCUUAUAAUGCACCCUGUAUCCCUGACCAGAUGGCCAAACUAGCUGCUGUUCUCCCCGGAAGCAAUGGGGAUGCGUUGAAAGGAUUGGAGGUACUGUUCAGCAAGCUGCCAGUACCACGCGGAUUGGAUGAGUUGGGAAUGGAAGAAAGUGAUAUUGAAAGGGCAACUCAGAUUGCCACAAGUAGACAAUACCCGAACCCACGCCCUUUGGAGUUCAAAUGGAUUUCUGAACUACUGCGGCGGGCUUGGGCUGGGGAGUCUGCAGAAGCAACCUUACAGUAG